Messenger RNA from Cavenderia fasciculata, 4623 nucleotides. RefSeq lists its product as uncharacterized. The transcript is spliced from 7 exons. NCBI's taxonomy places the organism in Eukaryota, Evosea, Eumycetozoa, Acytosteliales, Cavenderiaceae. Gene Ontology annotation, cellular component: membrane. Gene Ontology annotation, molecular function: kinase activity; pseudouridylate synthase activity. The record is from RefSeq and is a predicted model, not a curated record. The coding region runs from base 1 to 4623 and encodes 1540 amino acids.
AUGUCAACAAAUGAUACAUCAUCAACAUCAUCAACAUCGUCAGAUGAUAGUGCAAACUUAACAUCAGGAUGGAAAGGAUUUGCUAGUAAUCUCUUUACCAAUGCUAUAAUAGGAACAGUCAUCUUGGUGUUGUUUUAUUUCUUGCGUAUCUUUUAUAGAAACUUUUAUAAUGCUCGUAUCAUCAAGAGUAAUGGUGCGACGAGUCAACUUGUCAUCAAUCCGAUCGAAUGGAUUAAAUACACAUUUGCAUUCCCUUUGGAAUCAAUCUUUGAAUCUAGAGGAAUCGAUGCCUACAUGCAUCUACGAUUCCUUGUACUCUGUAUACAACUCACAUCGAUAUUCCUAGUGUUUGGUGUAGGAAUCCUAUUGCCAAUCAAUUACACUGCCCACAAUGGUGACCUUACAACACACAAUGUAACACUAAAUGAUUUGGAUUCAGUCUCUAUUGCUUCCAUCCCCGAAGGUUCUAAUAGACUGUGGGCUCAUACCAUCUCUAUACCAUUCUUUACUAUUAUUGCUUGUAUAUUAUUUAAAAGAACUUAUGCAGUUUAUUUAGAAAAAAGAAUUAGAUGGAUGUCAAAACAUCAUGAAAGAAAUUAUACAGUAUUGGUUAGAGAAAUGAGUAAAUCGAUAAAGACUGCAGAUGAUAUGCGUAGUUUUUUCCAAAGUUUCUUUUCUCCCAAAGAGAUUGUUUCCUGUCACAUGGUAUACAAGGAGCCAGAGUUGAGAAAGCUUUGGAACCAACACAGAGACACUCAACGCAAGUUGGAUCGUGUCCUUUCAGAGAUGGAAAUCAAAGGGUCAAAACCUGUACGUGCCAAGGGAUGGGUACCGGCAACUCUUGGUGGCGACUUUGAAGACUCUAGAGAAUACUAUGAGAAAAAGCUGUUGGAUAUUGAUUUCCGAUUAAAACAGGCUCAACGAGACGCCUGUCAACCCUCUGGUAAUCCUUCGUCAUCCUCUAUCAUCAACAGCCAAGAUAAGCUCGAUAGUGCAUCGGCCAUGGAAAAUGAUCAAUGGAGAAUCACAAACAUCACCCCCUCAAAUCUCAUGAAAUGGGCAAACAAAACUUCUUCCUCUGGUUUUAUCACUUUUAAUCGUAUGGCCUAUGCCUCUGAAAGUGCUAGUAGUAUUUAUUCAAAAAAUACUAAUAAAUUUAUUGUUACUCCUGCUCCUGAACUUAAAAAUAUAAAAUGGAAAAAUUUAUCAGUACCAAAAAGAGAAAGAACAGCAAGAAGAGUGAUUGUAUCAUUUAUAUUCUUUGUAUUGUUUUGUUUCUAUACUAUUCCAGUUACUGCUAUCAGUGCUAUUUCUAAAUUAGAGAAUCUUGCCAAGGUGCCAGUGUUGGCAUGGUUGGUGAGUGCAGUCGAGUUGAAUGACUAUUUACAAGGUUUGGUCGAAGGUUAUCUUCCAUCGUUGGCUUUGGUUGCCUUUAUGGGUCUAUUGCCACUCAUUAUCCGUCUCUUGGUCAUCAUCAACAAGGAGCAUUCAAAGACUAUGCUCUAUCACAAAAUAUUUACCACUUAUUGGGCAUUCCUUGUGGUCAAUGUCUUUUUGAUCGUCACUAUCUCUGGUUCAGUCAUGUCGGUGCUUUUUAGAGUGUUGGAGAAUCUUACACUCAAAGAGAUUAUCACUCUGUUUGGUAGUUCACUUCCCACUCAAUCCUCAUUCUUUAUCAACUAUAUUCUUGUACAGUCUCUCACCUCUGUACCAUUUGAUAUUGUUAGACCUAUCGAACUCUUCAUUGGUAUCAUUAGAGCUGCUCGUGAAUCUUCACCAGGUGAAAAGAUUAAAGCUCUUUCUCGUGAUGAUCCAACUGCUCUUACAAGUAUUAAAUAUGCAAGAGAAUUACUUAUUUUAGUUAUUACAUUGUCAUAUAGUACAUUGUCACCAUUUAUUUUACCAUUUGGAUUAAUGUAUUUUUUGAUUGAUUAUUUUGUAUCAAAAUACAAUCAUAUCUAUUCAUUCUGUCCAAAGUAUCAAUCGGGUGGUACCAUCUUUCCACUCGUUUUUAAUCGUCUUUGCAUUGGUUUGGUCAUCUAUCAAAUGACAGCAAUUGGUAUCUUUAUCCUCAAAGCAUUCAUUCCAGGUAUUGUGAUUAGUUUCCCUCUUCCAUUUAUCACUCUGUUCUAUUGGUGGAGAAAUGUCGAUCACUUUAAACGUCCUUCUAGUGUUCUUCCUUUAAAUAUUUGUCCUGAAGAAGAUUUUGUUGGUACCGAUUUUAUUAAAUCAUAUGAAGAUCCAGUACUAAGUGUAAAUGAUUUGGAAUUAUCAAGAUACAAUAACUUUAAAUAUCAUUCUUCAUCUCCUUCAUCAUCAUCUCAUCAAGAAAUACUAGUACCAAAUAAUAAUAAUAAUAAUAAUAAUAAUAAUAAUAAUAAUAAUAAUAAUCUUCAAAAGAAUAUAUACAAUAAUCAUUUAAUAGUAAUCAAUCAACAAGUUAAACAAGCACUAUUAAAUGGAAGAGCAGUGGUUGCAUUAGAGUCUACCAUCAUUACUCAUGGUAUGCCAUACCCACAAAACUAUGAGACUGCCAAACAAGUUGAAUCUAUCGUAAGAGAGAAUGGAGCUGUACCAGCGACCAUUGCAAUCAUCAAUGGAAAGAUUCACGUUGGUUUGGAUGACUCUCAACUGUUACUCUUGUCAAAGGUUGGUAAGAGUGCAAUCAAGACAUCUCGUCGUGAUCUUGCUAUUCUCCUAUCAAACACUAUUUCAUCAAAGAAUGAUCAAGGUAAUAUAGUCAUUGGUGCUACCACUGUAUCCUCUACUAUUUUAAUUUCAAAUCUAGUUGGUAUUAAAUUAUUUGUAACAGGAGGAAUUGGUGGAGUACAUCGUAAAGCAGAAGAGACAAUGGAUAUAUCUGCAGAUUUGACAGAAUUGUCAAGAAAUAAUGUUGCGGUAGUGUGUGCAGGUGUAAAAUCAAUAUUGGAUAUUGGAAAGACGUUGGAGUAUCUAGAGACAGAAGGUGUGACUGUAUUGUCCUAUCAAUCCGAUACAUUCCCAUCGUUUUUUACACCAACCAGUGCAUUUAAAACACCUAAUCGUGUAGAGUCGGUCGAGAGUAUUGCCAAGAUCAUCAAUGCAAACCACCAAGUUCAAUUAAAGAGUGGUGUUGUUGUUGCAGUACCAAAUACAUACAAACUACCAGACAAUGUCAAUAUCGACAAGGCUAUUGAAGAUGCUGUCAAAGAGGCUGAACAAACUGGUGUCACUGGUAAAGACAUUACUCCAUUCCUCCUAAAACGUGUCAAUGAAAUCACUAAAGGUGAAUCUCUUAAAGCAAAUAUACACCUAAUCAAACAUAAUGCUAAAAUUGGUUCACAAAUUGCCGUCUAUUUAUCUCAACAAGGACAACAACAACAACAACAACAACAAAAAGGAAAAUCAUCAUCGCAAGAAGAUGAAAAAUUUAAAGUAACAGUAGUUGGAGGAGCAGUUGUUGAUAUGAUAUCACAUGCAUUUAUUGAUAGUGGAUUCCAAUUGGGUACUAGUAACCCAGGUACUAUUGCCUAUCGUAUGGGUGGUGUUGGAAGAAAUGUGGCAGAGACAAUGAUCAGAUUAGGUCUUUCUACAUUGUUUGUUAGUUUGGUUGGCGAUGAUCAUCAAUCCUCGAUGCUUGUCAACCAUUUGCAGGCACUAAACGCAUCGACCAAGGCUGUUGUUCAACAAAGCAAUAUUCCAACAGCCACCUAUAACGCAAUCAUGAACAAGGGUGAUUUGGUGGUUGCUAUUGCCGUCAUGAACAUCUUUGACAGAAUCACACCAUCCUAUAUCGACAAGUUCAAGAGUGAUAUUGUCGCAUCCGAGAUGAUUGUAUUUGACGGUAACAUUCCAAUCGACACUAUGAUCUCUUUGGUUGAUAUUGCCAAUCAACAUUCAAUGGCCACCUUUUUCGAACCAACCAGUGUAUACAAAUCGACAAAGCUCAUCAACACACCCAUCGAUAUGGAUCUACUUCCUUCCAUCACAUUUACAUCUCCCAAUCUUGAUGAAUUGGAAAGAAUGUCAAGUGAAAUUUGUCUUAGAUGGCAAUCAAAAUGGAAAGGACAAGAUGACAAUAAUAAUGAUAAUAAUAACAAAAAUAAUAAUAAUGAUAAUAAUGAUUAUAGUAAUAUUGGUAAAGAAUCAAAGGUAUUACUUUGUAAUAGUAUUACAUCUCUACAACUUCAAAUCGAACAAAAACGUCAAGAUGGUGAAAUUAUCAACAAUGGAAAUCAUUUACAUUCGGUUGAAAUGAUUAGAAAGCAAGCAAAUGUAUUGGUCAUGUCUGGUAUUAAAGUGAUCAUUGUCAAGGCUGGUAGUGGAGGUGUAUAUAUUGUUAGAAUUAGCAAGGACAAUCAUGACAAGAUUCUCUUUAAGCACUAUGAAGCUCCAAAGCUCCAAGACAGCAUGAUCAUCGAUUCGACAGGUGCUGGUGAUUCUUUUGUUGGAUGUUUUAUUUGGAGUAUUAUCAAUCAACAACAAGGUGGUAGUAAUGGUCGAAAGAUGACCAAUCAUAUUGACCAACAAUUAACAGAUAGUAUGAUUGAUAAGGCUGUACAUCAAGCAACUCUUUGUUCAAAAUCAACCCUACAAUCAUCUCAUCCCGUAUCACCAUUAAUACAACCAUCUCUAUUUGUUUAA